Messenger RNA from Anopheles cruzii, 2625 nucleotides. Its product is annotated as ankyrin repeat and LEM domain-containing protein 2 homolog. Bases 22 to 2610 code for a protein of 862 amino acids. The record is from RefSeq and is a predicted model, not a curated record. The transcript has 3 exons. Gene Ontology annotation, cellular component: endoplasmic reticulum. Gene Ontology annotation, biological process: negative regulation of phosphorylation. Gene Ontology annotation, molecular function: protein phosphatase 2A binding. Lineage: Eukaryota; Metazoa; Arthropoda; Insecta; Diptera; Culicidae.
CGUCAUUGCGUUAGUAGUAAAAUGAAGUACUACGCCGUUUUCAUACCCGACAGAAAGGCCGAUUGUUCGGCUAAGAGCUGCUACACCGACCAAACUGAAGCGCUGGCUGUUCUGAAGCAGCACAAGAAUGCACGGUUCAAAGGGUUCGCGUCAUAUGAAGAGGCGGUGAAUUUUUAUUUGAACGGACCUUCGGACGAAGCUGUUAAAUCCACUACGCCUACCGUUCCACUAAAACAGAAAGUCGUAAAGCCACAGUUCGUCACGCCCGUCAGUCAGAAACUGGUUGCAUUUCGAAAGCUCAUCGAAGCAAACAAUGUGAGCGAGGUGCAGGCAACGAUCCAGGCGAACCCGCGUUAUUUGAUCAGUUCAGGUGAUACGCCAACAAUUCUUAAGGAAGGGCCUCGCUACAAUGCGCUUCAUAUCGCUGCUAUCGAAGGCCGUGAAGAGAUAUGUCGCUUGGUUUUGCAGGCAAUUAGUAGCCCCGCGUACAUUGAACUGCUGCACGGUCAGCGGUCUCCCGCGACCAAUGAGGUUAGUGCCAUAUUGCUGGACAUGUACUUAAACAUGCCGGACAAAAGCCGCAACGAGACGCCCUUACACUUCGCCGCAAAGCACGGUUCCGUCGGAGUGGUGAAGGAGUUGAUGGCCUAUCUUCAAUGUAAGGUAAGCCACAACGCGGACGGAAUGCUGCCUCGUGAUAUUAUCUGCAGCCGUGCAAAAGCAGUCAAUAAUACACCCGAGAUUCGUCAAGCCAUACACGAACUGUUAGAGGAACGGUUCUUUGUUCCAGUUCUGCGUAGUGACGACGAAUCAGUGCCACCAAUCGUAGGCGAACCAUUCACAACUGCCAAUCCACCGAAACUAGAGACUGAUAACGUGAUAAGUUCACGGCGAGAGAUCAAAGCGUACGCUGGUCCAAUGGAUCGCGAUAAAGCUUUAUUGUUUUUCAAACGCUGGAGAACACCUCCCAGGCUGAUUCCGCAGAGUCCGUGUGUGCGAAGUAUGGAGAGUCCAAAACCGACUGGUUUCCACCGGAAGAUCAACAGCUCAACACCCCGGAAAAUACAGCAGCGCCGGUUGUUUGGAAAUUCGUCGCUAGACAUCGGUGGACAAGAACGAGACGUUGAUUUGCUGUCUACAAAAUUGGAACGGCUAACUAUAGAUGAUUUGGACAAUAACGGUAAUCACUGGAAUCAAUGCGAUCGUGAGCUGCUCGACGAUUCAGAGGCGAGUGAUGAAAGUAGCUUCUUCAACGUGAGUUUCAUGUGCGACGAAAGCCAAGAGCUGUAUGAAUUAUCAAAUGUGGUCGAGUCGCCAUCGUGCCGGGAGCGUACUAUACGGCUGCAUGACAUUGCGAAGGGGUUGGAAACGAUAGGCCGCACGCUCGCGUUGCAACGCAACGUUGGAUGGCGAGAGCACUGGGGAUUUCUUGACGAGUUUUGCAAUCUGGCGAGUGCUGAUGGUCUACAAAAGCUCGAUGCGUAUCUAGCCGAACGUUCCUCCGAACAGAGAAAGAAGUCCGAAAAACUCUCGAUGCAAGUAAACACAAGUAUCAAUACGGAGGGAAAAACGCACUUAGAAGAAGACAAAACGACGAUCACGAAGGACGAGCGAAGCAAGGUGUCCAACUCGUACCUUUGCCUGUUGAAAUCGUUGCAAGUAUUUGCGAUAAGAUUUUCGAAAUAUUUCACAGAACCAUGGAGCAAUUGUAGCAAACCUAACUGGCUGUCCGAGGGAGCUAUUGUUAAGGUUAUUGCAAAAUUAGAUACUAUGGUAGAAAACUAUCGUCAAGACAUUGUGUUUCAUGGAAUUAACUUCUCAAAGGUACACUCACUUUUUGCUUACAUGACCAUGACAUAUAUUUUGCAGGCGUCGGAUCCUGCGUUUGGCAAGGUUAAGGAAAUGUUAUCUCAUUUUGAUACAUGUGCUCAAAGUGGUAACGACUACGGUAGUGACAGCUUGGUGUGCAUAUUCAAUGGUUUAACAUUUUACAUGAAAAACACUAAGCUCGUGCAGCCGAUUGAUUUACACAACCAAACCGAGCAGGAUUGCCGUAUCAUGUGGGAAAGAAGCAACGUAAUACGUCAAUGCAACUGCCGUACGAGUAACAAUCAUGUAAGCAAACGUACACAGGAAAGGAUGAGCAAGCGGCGUGAGCAACGAACGACUUUGGCAGAAAGUGCCAGAAUGCACCAAACGGCAGCCAACUUCGAUACAUAUCGUAACGCGGUCCAUAGUUCGGUGAAAUGCGGGAUGAAGGCGGGUGAGGAAUACUUCAGCUGCAGCGAUACGGAUGAAGAUAGUGACGACAGCGACAAUGAUAUUUAUACAACGCCACCAUCUAGUCCUAGUCCUCCGCUGCCGAAAGAAUUCAGCAAGGACAGGCAAUACAUACGUGACUUGCGGAUGUAUCAGAACGACACUGAGACAACGUUAGCGCAAAAUUUGUUUUUUGCCGGAUCAGUACCAGGCAAGGAUGACUACAAUGUUUGGAAAGCUCUGCAACACGAAGAUAUUGAUGAACAACGUUAUCCUCGCGUUUUCAAGUGGAAGAAAGCCAUGGUUGGCUACAUGGAUCGAAAAGGAAAAUAUGUUGAACGUUUGUUCUAGCUUCUGUAUGUAAUA